AUGGCGGAUGAAACAGGGGAGAUGAAUUGUGUGCGCAGAAAGGUCAAAUGUGACAAGGCACUCCCAUCAUGCUCGAGCUGCAGUAAAGGCGAGUUUGAAUGCGUCUAUCGAGCACCGGAUCCACCGCGACCGCGAAAGCGAAAGCGGAACGAGGACGCGCACGAGCGGUUGAAGCGGUAUCAGCGCAUCUUACAAGAAAAUGGCCUUCUAUCCGUAGCUGAUGGCAAACAGACAGGCCAGAGCACGCAGAACUCAAUGUCCCCUGCGAGGACGACUGGCGAACUGGUCUCCGGUGACGGCAAAUCCCGGUAUAUUGGCAGUGGUCUCUGGCUCAAUACUGGGCUAGUCAGCAUGCAUGAAAGACCGGAGGAUGCAGAGGAAGACCAACCUGUUCCAGCAGUGGCUACGAAUCUUUUCACAACGGAUCCAAUUACCGGUGUGCUUCUUGGAGGCUCGCAUACUCUUACCCACUAUCAUCCCAGCCACAGAGAUGCAAUGAAGCUUUGGGCGACGCAUGUUGAAAAUGUCGAGCCUCUUUGUAAAAUCCUACACAUUCCGACAACAACAAAAAUGGUUGAAACAGUCUCUCAGAAACCCUCCACGGCGUCAAAAGCGGACGAGUGCUUACUUUUUGCCAUUUACCACUUUGCCGUAUUCUCUAUGUCGGAUGAGAAUUGUGUGCUUGAAUAUGGGCAGUCACGCAUUGAGCUGAUGUCCAAGUACCAACAUGCUGUUUGGCAAGCCCUAGUCAAUGCAUCAUGGCUGAAGACCACAGAAAUGCCCAUAAUCCAGGCGUGCGUGCUCUUUCUUAUUUCCAUUCGUACACAAAUUGACCCUCACCUAUUUUGGAUGCUAACCGGUAUUGCGGUCCGCAUCGCCCAGCGUAUGGGACUCCAUCACGAUGGAGAGGGUCUUGGGUUAUCCCCAUUUGACGUUCAAAUGCGGCGGCGAGUGUUUUGGCAGCUUCUCCCUCUCGACGGAUACGCAGGUCAAAUCUCAGGCACCGGAAUUUCCAUCUCACCCAAUAGCUGGGACACCAAACCACCGCUCAACAUCAACGAUGCGCAGAUCUACCCUGAUAUGACGCACCAGCCAGAAGAGCAAAAAGGCGCCUCUGAGAUGAUUUACUGUCUCACAAAAACAGAGUUGUCCAAUUUGUAUACGCGAACUGGCGUCGAAAUGAAGGAUACCGGUGGUACGAUUCAACUGAAAGCGAGUGGGGAGCUUGAAAUGCUUAUUGACGAGGUUGAAAACUCCAUUGAGACCAAGUAUCUCCGGUACUGCGAUAUCAUCAACCCGCUGCACGUUCUAGUACUUGGGAGCGUGAGAUCUGCUACCAACGCGGCGCGACUACGCAGCCGAAUCUCCCCACUAAUGAAUCAUACCAUUGGCGAUCCCGAAAGGAAACAACUUUGUACUCUGGCUCGGAAGAUUAUUGAUACCGACUGCACACUAUAUAGCAACCCUCAUUUGGGGAAAUUUCGAUGGAAAAUAAAGGCGUUGUUCCUCUGGGAUGCGCUAACGUGUAUCCUGACCAGCCUAGCAAAGGUGGGAUUCUUUUCGCCUGCAGAGCUCAAGAGCAACUGGAGCAAAAUGGCAGACGUCUACUUGAACCACCCCGAAAUUCUUAACGCCAAGACUGCGUUUCAUGUUGCAGUUGGCAAGAUAACACUCAAAGCCUGGUCAACCAAUCCACCAAGCGAUGCCACAUUCGAGCCGGAUUUUGUCACAACUUUGCGCUCUCAGCGCGAGAACAGGCCCACUGGCGCUCCGGAGAAGAUGGGAAAUGUUACAUUCGACGAAGAAGGUGGAAUGGGUGUAUCCUCGCUUAACGAUUCGCUUUUUAGCAGCUUUGAUGGAACGGACUUCAAUUUGGACAAUGCUGUUGGUCUUUUUCCUGCCGACUGGUUGUUUGGGAAUUAGCUUAUUGGCUUUUACAUCUAACAUGCCAAUUUACUUUCUUUAGCUAAAACUAAAUAAACGAUUUGCUGUUUCUUUGUGGUA
Messenger RNA from Trichoderma atroviride IMI 206040, 2004 nucleotides. RefSeq lists its product as uncharacterized. NCBI's taxonomy places the organism in Eukaryota, Fungi, Ascomycota, Sordariomycetes, Hypocreales, Hypocreaceae. Gene Ontology annotation, molecular function: zinc ion binding; DNA binding; DNA-binding transcription factor activity, RNA polymerase II-specific. Gene Ontology annotation, biological process: regulation of DNA-templated transcription; DNA-templated transcription. The record is from RefSeq and is a predicted model, not a curated record.